AUGUCUCUGUCUCCCCAGUUCAUGGAAGGCCUUUGGGUGCGGAAGUCAUUCUCCGCAGCUGGCCAUACGUUACUAGUCUAUGACUAUCUUCUAACUUUCAGAGAAGAAUUCGUCUACAUCUGGGACUCCCCCUGGACGGUUGUCAAAAUCUUGUUUCUUUUCAACCGGUAUGGAAACCUCAUUGGACAGACUGCCAUCUGGCUGGAAGAAGCUGGUCUCCUUGCACAUAAUUCUCAAGAGUUCUGUCAAGGCUUCUCAAUUUUCACUACUUGCUUUAUGUUUAUAUCCACCGAGUCGGUCCACAUCCUCGUGCUCGUGCGUGCAUGGGCUAUCUGGGGAACUCGAAGAGGUGUGAUGAAUAUCCUCGCCUGGAGCUACGUGGGCUACAUCGUUAUGCUCUUGGUUGGCGCAACGUUCCAUUUACAUGCCUAUCAUCUUCACUUCGAGUUCCUCCAAGCGAUUCAUGUUUGCGUGACGAAAAUGCCUAUCUGCUACUUCACAGAAUAUGUGGAUGUUCUGUUCUGCGUGCUCACGCUUGCUGAAGAACAUCCCCCAAGCUUUAUUCUCGACACAGUACUUUUCGUCUUGACGAUGCGAAGUCUCAGGAAAUACUCAAGGGAAUUUCAGCAACUCUACCCGUCUAGUCUUCUCCAUGUACUCUUUCGAGACGCUACCUUAUUUUUCAUCGGCUGCAUUUGGGAACGUCAGAAUUCAUUAUAUUUUCUUGGUAAAGGGUUUGCGACUCCGUUACUUUCAGUAGCUGGUCAGCGCCUAGUCCUGAACCUUCGAGGUCUUCAAACGCGAUCCUACGCAACCCGCGAUCUCAGCCGUGAAAUGGACAGGCAGCUUCAAGCAUUUGCUGAGGCGGGCCUGGAUGAUGUGGAAGAGUUGGAAGGUGUGCAGGAACAGGGUGUUGUUCAGUGUCAAGAUGCUUAGAAAUCCAGUGAACGUGCAAAGUUAUGCUUGCUUUUGUUUCUCGAAUUUUCUUUGCGUUUUCUUUGUGUUUCCUUUGCUCCUUGUAAAUCUUGGUAUAUAUCCAGUAUCAGGUGUAUCCUUGACUAUCUCCGACUGUAUGUACUAAUGGGUAGCUAGCCUGCCUUGUAAUCCUUCUGCAGUUCUGCUAUCUUCUGUUUUAUCGUCGUCGUUCCAGUCUUGUGUAACCUUAUGACCGAUUCCACCACCUCAGAACCUCAUGAAUAUAUCCUGAUUGGCAAACCUAUAUAUAUGUAGUGAUGCCAGACUUGAAAUGAAAUUGAAUACAUGCAUGUUUAAAU
This is a messenger RNA of Suillus bovinus, 1274 nucleotides long. RefSeq lists its product as uncharacterized. The transcript is spliced from 13 exons. The coding region runs from base 1 to 936 and encodes 311 amino acids. The record is from RefSeq and is a predicted model, not a curated record. Lineage: Eukaryota; Fungi; Basidiomycota; Agaricomycetes; Boletales; Suillaceae.